AUGGGCCUUCGAGGAGAUCUCGUGCGUGGUCUGGCAGUCUUAACACUCGGUGCGGCAUUGAUAGUAGCUCAACCACCACACGGGAAAGAAGAUCCUGUGAAGUUUGGCCCCGUCCCAACGUUCCCGUCGCAGGACGAGCCAUACGAGCCGCGUGAAGUGUUGCGCUCUGUCGAGAAACCCCACGAGCUACUUGGGAUUCUGCUUGCUGCGUUGGUGGUGCUCAUCUCGUCUGGAUCAAAGAUCGGUGGUGGAGCUGUGCUCGAUGCCGUCUACAUUUUGGUGCUGAAGCUGGGACCGGAUGAGGCCAUCCCGCUGGCGAGCAUUACUGUUUUCGGGGGAGGUAAGAUUUUUUUGUCGUGGAUGCUGGAGAUGCAAAUUGAUGGAGAGCUUGUAAACGACGACGAUGGCAGCUUUCAGUACAAAAGUGGUCUUCCUUGGCGCAAGCUGGGGAUUAACUUCGGUAUCUUUAUUGUCACUGUGCUGCUCACAGCGCUCCAGGGUGGGAGAUACUUCCCCAGUCCGCUCGGAAUCCCUCCUACGUCCUUCUUCUUCUUGAUUGUCUCGAUGCUGCCGUUCAUUUUUCUCUCGGUCGUCUCGCAUUAUCAGAUGAAAGACGUUGUGGCGACAUACCAAAGGCAGCAGAAUCCACGAUUUAUCCUUGCCCCGAACGAAGUCCAGUGGUCCCCGGAAUCAAUCAGGAAGAUGCCUCUGCGCUUGCUUGGAAUCGGAGCGAUUGGAGGAGCGUUUGGUGUAGGCGGUGAAGGUGCGACGUCAGGCUUGCUGCGUGGACUUAAUGUCUCCCCUGCAGCUGUGUCCGCCAUGUCAGCCACGGCUGUGUUCUUUGUCAGCGGCAUGGCGUCCUUCGACUUUUUCCUGUGGGGGAAGCUGGACCUGAAUACGGCCAAGUUACUAAUGCCGCUCGGUUUUGUGAUGACACUGCUCGGUCGUUUGUGUCUGAUCAAAGUCGCCCGCAAGGCCAAAUCGCGUGCGUUGCUUCUCUUCGCUAUCGCCGGGGCGAUGCUUAUCAGCAUCUUUUCACUUGCCUUUUUGGAGCUGCGCGCUCUUUUCGGGUUUUAG
Molecule: messenger RNA, 1077 nt
Organism: Phytophthora nicotianae INRA-310
Lineage: Eukaryota; Oomycota; Peronosporomycetes; Peronosporales; Peronosporaceae
Exons: 5
Coding region: 1-1077 (358 amino acids)
Biological process (GO): protein ubiquitination
Cellular component (GO): membrane; Cul4A-RING E3 ubiquitin ligase complex
Source: RefSeq, a predicted model, not a curated record